Molecule: messenger RNA, 749 nt
Organism: Carica papaya (papaya)
Lineage: Eukaryota; Viridiplantae; Streptophyta; Magnoliopsida; Brassicales; Caricaceae
Source: RefSeq, a predicted model, not a curated record
UUGGUUUUAUUCUAUCGCUCUUCCAACACUGACCAGUGUGGCGGUUAGCUCUGGCGGAGCUGAGAGGUGGAUCUUCCAUUGAAGAGCUUUGAAGGGAAUACAAGUUCGAAGAAUUCUUAAAAAAAAAUUAAACAAUUUUAAGAGUCUGAGUUAUGGGGAUUGAUUAUUACAAAGUUCUGCUGGUUGACCGGUCUGCCAAAGAUGAUGAUUUGAAGAAAGCGUAUCGUAAACUGGCAAUGAAGUGGCAUCCGGAUAAAAACCCUAACAACAAGAAGGAAGCCGAAGCCAAAUUCAAGCAAAUCUCCGAGGCUUACGACGUACUGAGUGAUCCACAGAAACGAGCGGUGUAUGACCAGUACGGUGAAGAGGGACUGAAGGGAAAUAUGCCGCCUCCAGGAGCCGGUGGGUUCUCAGGGUUCUCGGGCGGGCCGGAGGGAGGCUCGACCACGUUCAGGUUCAAUCCGAGAAGCGCCGACGACAUUUUCUCAGAGUUUUUCGGGUUUACGAGCCCUUUCGGAGGGAUGGGAGAUAUGGGCGGGUUACGGGCCAGUGCGUCGGGGCUUCCUAGGGGUAUGUUCGGGGAUGAUAUUUUUGCCUCAUUUCGGUCUGCAGCCGGAGAAGGGUCUGGCGGAAUACCUCGAAAGGCUGCGGCUAUAGAACGGACAUUGACAUGCAGUUUGGAGGAUUUGUAUAAGGGAACUACUAAGAAGAUGAAGAUUUCAAGGGACGUGACUGAUGCCAGUGGGUAA